CCUAUAUGAAGACAUAAGCCUAUUGCUCACUACAAUACUUGACUUAUCUAAAGUGGCACAGUUUAGCGGGAGCUCCACCAAUUCGCUGGCGUCCUGUCCCCGACACAAUCAGAAGACUAUAGACUCAUAUCAAACCAAAGAAACCGAGGAGCUAUAUUCCAACAAAGAGGAGUCUAGGAGUAAGUCAGCGGAGGAGAACUGUGAAGUUAUAUAGGUACACCAGAAGCAGGGGCAGCCAACCGGGCAAUCUGAGUGUUUCCUGACUUUGAUGCGACCCGAGUUUGCCUGGAGCAUGUCCACAGUGGGCCUGACUGCCCAGGAGAUCUCUUUUCCCAUAGAAAACCCCUUCCUGAGGGGCAGCUACUGUCUCAGCAUGGCUGGAUCCAAACCUUCCUGGAGCGAUCGCCAUGAGCUGGACAACUUCUACUUCAGUAUGGACACUACACACACAGAUUACAGCUCUCGUGCACAGCAUAAGGGGCCACCUCCACUGUCUCUAAGUCAUGAAAGACAUAAACACAAUUUCAGCUUACAGAGAUUACCUCCAAAGAAAUCCCGGCCCUCCCAUUUCUCCCUGUCCUGUAGUGCUGAACCAUCCACCCCAAGUCCUGCUGAUGACGACCAGGUGGUCCCCUCAUUCCAGAGGCUCUCAGUGUACGAGUGCAGCAGUCCCCCACAGACGCCAGGCAGAUGCUCAAAGCCUCUGCCCCCUAUCCCUCCACAAACCGAUAUCUCCCCUGAGCAGGCUAUGGACAAUGAGGUAGAAUUUUUUACAAGUUCGGAUGACAGCCGCUGCUUGGUGUCUGAUCAGUGUCCAAAAUCGUCUCCUUUUCGAUAUGGAGUCCCUAGUCGAAGGAGCUUUAGGGACUGCGGCCAGAUUAACUAUGCUUACUAUGAUGGGCCAUUAGGACCGCAAAGCCAGAGGAAGCCCCAACAGCAGCAUCAAGCACAUCCUCCGCAGGAAGUGCGGGAACAGUAUGAGCAGCAGCGACAGGAACCACCUGAGCCAGUGGUCUGUCAGAGACCGCAGGACAAAGCUCAAAGAAAGCUACAGCGAUCACACUCUGGCCCAGCUGGAUCCUUGAACAAGCCUUCGCUGCUGCGCCUCACGUGCCACAAACGCCACACCCAAAGUAUGGAUAAGCCUGAGGUGCCACCCCCAAUCCCUCCUCGGACAAUCAAGACAGGAGACUAUCGCCGCUGGUCAGCAGAGGUCUCGUCAGGGGCUUACAGCGAUGACGACAAACCACCAAAGGUGCCCCCAAGGGAACCUUUGUCCAGAAGCAGCUCCCGCACCCCCAGCCCCAAGAGCCUCCCAACAUACAUUAAUGGGGUGAUGCCCCCAACCCAAAGCUUUGCACCGAAUCCUAAGUACGUUAGCUGUCGGGGUUUACAGAGACAGAAUAGUGAGGGCUCCCCCUGCAUCCUCCCUGUAAUGGAAAACGGCAAAAAGGCCAGCACCACACAUUAUUAUCUCUUGCCUCAGCGAUUUCUUCGUGUCAUUAACAGCCCUGGAGCGCGCAAUACAGAUGUAUCAGACUCAGAUUGGGACUGUCACACCAGUCGGAAAGCACAUGUGGAUUUAGUUUAAACAGUUUUAGUGGAAGUAGCAGAGGACUCUACUGUAAAUGAGCAAAAACCACUUGAAAAAUGGUGAGACUGGACGCUAUCAACCCUCAAACCGCUGCUUUUACCUUUUUACAUUUUUUUUUUACCCCCUAUGUAUUCUGAACACACAGGGUGUGUCCGCGCUGUAAUCAGUUACUGGUAAUGUUGGAAUAGCUAUCACAACUAAGAUACUUUACUUAAAAACAGUAUCCCUGACAAUAGAUUAUGGGCAAAAUUUAACAUUAUAGAGAUAUUUUUGAUGUGCUUUUUUAUUACAUGAAAUUAAAUACUGUGCUGUUUUUGAUGAUGUGGUACAGUCAGAAGGUACAAGCAGGCCUUGAACCUCAUGUGUUCAGUGUUUUCGGUGUCUGGAAGGUUGAGGAUGUUUUGUGAGAUGCAUUGACGCUGCUUUUGUAUCUCACAAGAGACAGGUCAGUAAUGUAACCAUGUAUAACUUAAUGUAUGAAGUCUAAAUACAAGGAUAAUUAAUUUUUAACAAGAUGAAGGAUGCUAGCACACAAAUCUCUUUACUGUUUGCUAUUAUAUCUAAACACGAUAUGGAUUCCCUG
Messenger RNA from Etheostoma cragini (Arkansas darter), 2177 nucleotides. RefSeq names its product ERBB receptor feedback inhibitor 1a (gene errfi1a). Bases 269 to 1591 code for a protein of 440 amino acids. NCBI's taxonomy places the organism in Eukaryota, Metazoa, Chordata, Actinopteri, Perciformes, Percidae. The transcript has 4 exons. The record is from RefSeq and is a predicted model, not a curated record. Gene Ontology annotation, cellular component: extrinsic component of cytoplasmic side of plasma membrane. Gene Ontology annotation, biological process: negative regulation of epidermal growth factor receptor signaling pathway; regulation of keratinocyte differentiation.